GAAGCCGGUGCUGAAAAUGUACAGUGUGGCGGCUGUUUGACAACAAAUAGUUAGGUCGGGCCUUCAUCCGAAGAGCGGUGCUAGCCGCAAAAGAUCGUUUAACGUUACGACUCACUAGCAACGUUAGCUCGCUAAUGUUGGCUAUCACAACACCUAAUGUUUGCUACGUUAAACGGGAUUGUCUAACACCUGGCUUAAUUCAUGACCAAAUGUUCUUUUAAUUAUUCUGCAUUGGUUUCGCGUUUUAAAAUGCUUGCUGAUAGUUUUAUAGGAUGACCAUUCCCCCUUGGUCAGUAGCGUUAUCUGUUGGCUGACGUUAGCUAAACAUGUUCGCGCUUUCGAACGAUGCUCCUGCUUUGCUAACAGUAGCUAACAAGCUAACGGUAGCUUUACUGCGUUCCACCUUUGGUUAGAAGGCAGCUUUUUAAGGUUAACACUUUGUAGUUAGAUUGUCAACCCAUUAACUUUGAAAUUUCGAUAUUAAUGCUAGCACAUCAAAUUCGACCGUGACUGAGUAACGUUAUGUGAAAAUUGCAUAAUGUUUUGAAGUUAACGUUACUUGUUACCUGGCUUGCUAACGUUAGCUAAUUGACUGGCUGUUAGCGUUAAGUUUAUAACUCGCUGUCAGUGAUGGCCGGCUUUAUUUGACAAGGCAGCAGGAGCUAACGUUAGCUUGCUAGCAGGCAUUAGUUAGCAAAGAAAGUUCGCACAGGCCUGUUGUUACCCGAGUACUUAGGGUUGGGUUAACGUUAGCUGACAUGUUUCUAACAACCAUUACAUGGUUGACUUACAGUAAUGGUUCAGUAGAGAGUAAUACGACUAUCGUUAGUUGGCAACAAUACAGUCAAGUCCGGGAUAAGGCAGCUAAAAGGCCACACCUUGGUUUUGAAUGAGAAGAAGCUAGUCCAACUGAACUAGCUAACUAACACUAACAGAGUUGUAAGCUGAACAACAUCAGCAUUGAUAGUUCUCGUGGUUCAGUAAGUAGAAAAUAAACAACAUUGGUACAAGCACCAAGGAGUUUGUUGGAAAGCACAACCUGUCGCUGUAUGUUAUCUUCGAGUCCUCAACAAUUAUUUUGUGGUUUUCUUGUACUUGUUUGUUCGCCUUAACUGCCUUUCAGUUUGAUCAUGUGGCUACAAAUUGUAUGUGUUCAGUGCAGCUGAGGUAGUAAGUACAACAGUCACAUGAAAGCACUGACUUUGACAUAGUUUUCACAACUUAAACACUGGAGGGUGGGACCACCAGCCGCAGAAGCGACGUCUUCAAUAGUCGUUGCAUGUCCAUAUCAAUUCUAGACUUUGCUCCUCAAGGGGUCUCACUUGAAAUUGUAUAUUUAAGAUAUUCUACCAACAGUUUUGGGUGCAGUCAAUUAAGUUGUCAACCUUGGAUGGGGUGGGUCUACUCUAUGUGAUCCAGAUCUCAUCUACUUUUAUUUACACUAAUUUCUGAAAAUGUUGGCUAACUGCUCGUAUAUAUUUAAUUAUACACUUGUCUAUCACUAUUGUGUUAUCCUAUUCAGGUAAAAUUAUGGUGCAUUAUUAGCAAGCUGUUAUGAAAUCUAUUUGCUCAGAGAAUGAUGGUAAAAAUAUUUAAAAUUCCAGUUCAAAAGACUGGAAUUUUUUAAAGAGCUGAAGAGAAAGGCACGAUCUUCUUCAAACACAGAUAUUCUUUAUGAAAAUUGAUAUUAAAGGCAGUUCUUGCUGUUGUUAUUGUAAUAUCUUAUUCCCAGCAUUCAUGUGGUUGCUAGAUAUGGUUGGCCUAAGCUUGCCAGCAUACCGAUUGUUAUUCAUAAUGAAGGGAUGAUUCAUUAGUUUUUAGGUGUGUUAAAUGGUGCAAUCUUAGACUAGGUCUAAGAAGAAGAUGUACUAUUUAAAUGCUAAAAACCAGAACGACAACUGCAUCACCCUGCUGACUGAUAUGUUCUCAAUGUUCCCUCUCCUCUACCAGUAUGAUGUUGUGCCCAUUCAGCCCAGCGUUGUCAUCUGUUCCUGCUCGCAUCCAUCAAUGGUAAGAAACCACCCUGACUCCUGCUCGCCACUUGCUAUCCCAGGCGCAAGCAGUAGCCACUGUCCCAGCAUGGAGGGCUCCGCCUCAGAGGCCCGUGCUGUAGGAGCGUCUGCCAGCAGCCAGGGCGCAGACCUCCGCACACAGCCGGCUGUCCAGGCCCCUCAGCCACGCAAGAAGAAGCCAGAGGACUUUAGAUUCGGCAAGAUUCUGGGAGAGGGCUCCUUCUCAACGGUUGUCCUGGCAAGAGAGCAGGUAACGGGUAAAGAAUAUGCAAUUAAGAUUUUAGAGAAGCGCCAUAUUGUGAAGGCAAACAAAGCCCAGUACGUGAAAAGAGAAAGAGAUUUGAUGUCGAAUCUAGAACACCCAUUCUUCGUCAAGCUCUACUUCACAUUUCAAGAUGAUGAGAAGUUGUAUUUUGGCCUGAGCUACGCUAAGAAUGGAGAGCUCCUGAAAUACAUUCGCAAAAUUGGUUCUUUUGACGAGACCUGUACUAGAUUCUAUUCAGCGGAAAUAGUUUGUGCUCUAGAAUACUUACACAAUAAGGGGAUAAUACACAGAGAUCUGAAACCAGAGAAUAUUCUUCUGAGUGAAGACAUGCACAUCCAGAUAACAGAUUUUGGGACGGCAAAACAGUUAUCAUCAGACAGUAAACAAGCGAGAGCAAACUCCUUUGUCGGAACAGCACAGUACGUGUCUCCAGAGCUGCUGACAGAGAAAUCUGCCUGCAAGAGCUCUGACCUCUGGGCCUUGGGAUGUAUUACCUAUCAGCUGGUGGCUGGUUUACCACCUUUCAGAGCUGGAAAUGAGUACCUAAUAUUCCAGAAGAUAAUAAAGCUGGAGUAUGAAUUCCCCGAGAAAUUCUUCCCCAAAGCCAAGGAUCUUGUCAAACAGCUUUUGUCACUGGACCCUUCCAAGCGGAUUGGGUGUGAAGAGAUGGGAGGGUACGACCCUUUGAGGCAGCACCCCUUCUUCGACACUAUCUCCUGGAGCGACCUCCACCUACAGACACCCCCCAAGCUCACCCCCUACCUGCCAGCCAUGUCUGAGGAUGAUGAGGACUGCUAUGGAAACUAUGAUGACCUCCUGAGCCAGUUCAGCAACAUGCAGGUGGCCCAGUCCAGCUCAUCACACUCCUUGUCACCACAUGAAUCCACACCCCCGCAGAGGUCCAGCAGCAACAUUGAGCAGUACAUCCAUGACCUGGACAAUAACUCUUUUGAGCUGGAUCUGCAGUUCACUGAAGAAGAGAAGCAGCUAUUGCUGGACAAACAGACCACUGGAAACACCUGGCACCAGUUUGUGGAGAAUAACCUGAUCCUGAAGAUGGGCCCAGUGGACAAAAGGAAGGGUCUGUUUGCUCGACGGAGACAGCUGCUUCUCACUGAAGGACCACACCUGUACUACGUGGAUCCUGUAAACAAGGUCCUGAAAGGGGAGAUUCCUUGGUCCCUAGAGCUACGCCCUGAGGCCAAGAACUUCAAAACCUUCUUUGUUCAUACGCCUAACAGAACAUACUAUUUGAUGGACCCCAGCGGAAAUGCUGACAGAUGGUGCAAGAAGAUCCAGGAAGUGUGGAGAAAGAUCUAUCAAAGGCACCAAAACCCCGGCCUAUAGGAGCACAGUUCCUCCUGUGGCCACUCCUCUUUAGCUCUGAGGCCAAUCACUGAGCAGAGUAACACCCUCUUUAGUGCCCUUCAUCACCGCAAUGUAAACAAACUCUUAGAGACGCUGGCAUCUAGACCUUGUUUGUUUUCCUGAGUAGAACCAUGGGAAAAAUACAACUUUGGAUUCAGGGUUGCUUUGCUUGUUCUUUGUGCUCUCUGUGAGGCUUCUAUUGCAUUUUUCCAUGUAUGGAUGAUAAGACUGCCACCAUGCACAUCUGCUUUUUGUACAUUCUGCAGGGGGGGGAAGAGAGGGGCAAGCUUGUCCUAUAGAGGGACACACGCUUGGCUACCGCUAGGACUAUCUCAAAUGCAAGGACUGGUUUCCUGCUCCAAUGAUACCAUAACACAAAAUCUAGCUUUUGUGAACCAGAGCCUAUCCUGAUAUCUUAAUUAAACCAUAUCCUAUUCCUACAUCGUAUGUGCAAGCUGUAGUCAGGCCCCACUUCAACAGCAUAAUACUCCAUGGUUGUAACAGAUACUGUACGCAGAUUCAGUCUCACGUGUUUACCAAACUCAAACCCUAUAUAUAUUUUUGUCAGAGCCCAAGUGUUCCCACGGUAUUUGAGUUUUUUUUUUUUUUUUUUUUUUUAAGUCUCUUGGAACUUGCUUAUUGCAGUCAAACUAAGGUCUCGAUGUAACAAAGCAGAGUGCCGGUCUGCAGUGAGACAUGGGUCUGAAUCAGUCUCUAUACAAGUGCGAGCCUUCUGUAGCCGUGACUUAGGAUGUGUUGCUAACAGGGGGCGGGUAAACAUGCCACUAGCUUGUACUUCCUAAUCAUAACUUGCUUAUCUUUCCUGCAUGGCCAGUUUUGUAGCUCAGCCUUGUCUGCUUCUCUCUCUCCCAGGGCACUGGAGAUAUAGUUUAUUCAAGUUUAAAGGUGGGUAUUUUUGACUGCAUUGGUAACCAUAGCGUAUUUUAUUGGAUGAAUUUGGCUGUUCUGUACCAUUCACUGGCUAUUUCUUUGUGAUGUGAAUUCUGCAACUUCUUUUUCGGUGGGAUAGUCGGCUCAUCUUCAGUACGUCCUAUUGAAAACUAAAUCGUAUGUGCUGACCACCCCAUGCUGAACAGAAAACCUUCAUCAACAAGUGAUACAUACACACACACACACUAUCAUUCUCCGAAGCAAUCACGGUAACGCUGUUGUCCCCGGACGAGAUGGCAGAACUGCCUCAUCGGGCUCAUCGGCCCAUUUUGUUUUCAUUCUGACGUUUGGCCCAAUAGAAAUUAAAGCGACUGAUUUAACUUGUGCUCUUGUUUUAGCAAUAUGUAUUAUCAUAAUGCUUUUAAUUUUUGACAUAUUACCUUAAGGUCCUUUCCAAAGGUCCUCUUCCUUCAGCUGAGUCUGUGUGUGCAGUGUGUGACUGGAGUAUAGGUGAAUAGGACCCUGGGGCCCGGGGCUCAAUGUGGUUGGAUGUCAGUUAAAAGAUAUCUAUCUGAUCCAAAUAACCGAUGAAAAAUUGCUGUAUCUGUCUAUAAAGUUGAGGAAGCACUAGAGUAGUGUUUUCUUCUAGUUAGAAAAAUUGUUUGAAUCAAGUCGAUGGCAGUCGGUUACAUUGUGUAUGGAAUACUCUACCUGGCUUGUAACUGACUAGAACUGUGAUGUACAGAUGAUGUAUUAUUAAAAUCUGAAGCAAGUAAUGCAAUGAUAUUAGGAUACAGUUUUUGUAUUUUUAUUCUUGUAUAAGGUUAUUUGAUGGCUAUUGUUUAGCCUCUAGUUCAUUCUGUGUUAUUUAAAUUCUAAUAUAUGAAUCAUUUGGAUUGAAGUCAUGUUCAGGGGCCAUGUUGUGUAUGUAUUGAGAUGUAAAGCCUUUGAAUGUGAAUAAUUAUUGUAAACUAUAAUAUUUUACAGCUUUUUUCUUACUAUAUCAUACAUUUUCUAUUUGCUCAGUGAUUUAAUCAUAUUCUGAUAAUUUAAUGAAUCUGUUCAUUCUCUCUCUGAUUAUUUGUGCGCUAGGUCAGUAGAUGUUGAAUGAUGAAUUUUCCACUUAAUGCUUGGUAGUCCAGUAAUUAAAGCAUGUAGGGAUUUAGGCAUACAAAUAAAGCCGCGUGUCCUGUCUUCUGUUAUCAACCACAGUCGUGACACCACGAAAGCAGCAGCAGCAUUCAGUGGCAAUGGCAUCUCACAUUUUGCAACAUGUAAAUAAAGUACCGGCCCAUUA
Messenger RNA from Anarrhichthys ocellatus (wolf-eel), 5833 nucleotides. It is a transcript of the gene pdpk1b, whose product is annotated as 3-phosphoinositide dependent protein kinase 1b. Gene Ontology annotation, molecular function: ATP binding; protein serine/threonine kinase activity. Lineage: Eukaryota; Metazoa; Chordata; Actinopteri; Perciformes; Anarhichadidae. The record is from RefSeq and is a predicted model, not a curated record. The coding region runs from base 1864 to 3624 and encodes 586 amino acids. The transcript has 13 exons. Gene Ontology annotation, biological process: peptidyl-serine phosphorylation; intracellular signal transduction.